UUCCCCCGCUUCUCCCUUCCCAGCAUCAUCACGACAUCACUCUCGUUCACCAGCGCAGCGAGCCCAGCCGCCGAGGAGAGGAGAGGAGAGGAGAGGGGAGAGGAAGAGCAGAGCAACCCCAUCCCCCGCCAUUACUCCUCCCUUCCCGUCCCGUCCCCGAGCGGCAAUAAAUGUAGCCGCUGGCGCCGCCCACCCACCACCACCAGAUCCAAGCCCCCGGGGCGAGGCGAGGGGAGGGCGAGAGGGGGGAGGGGAGAAAAUUCACCACGCCACCAUACUCAUGCAUUUACUCCGCUUCAGCCCCUACCCCCACGCGGCCUCGGCUCCGCCCAAUGCCAUUCCGCCGCUUCCCUGCUGAGAGAUCGACCCCCACGCCGCCGCCGCCGCCGCCGCCGCAGGAGCAGCAGCAGCAGCCGUCGCCAUGUCCUCCUCCUCGCUGCUCUCCUCGCUCGCCACGCUCGGCCUCGGGUACUCGAUCGCCAUCGCGCUGGGUUUCCUCGUCCUGCUGGCGUCGCUCCUCCUCGCGUCCUACUUCUGCUUCCGCCGCGGGGGCGGCGGCCACUUCUCUGGCGUGCUCACCCCGACCUCCAGCUCCAGCCACCUCUCCAUCACCGUCCCGCGCGUGCUCUUCGUCGCCGAGGGGUCGGAGUCCCCCGACGCAUACUCCUCGGGCGCCGCGGCCGCGGCCUCCCCCGUCGGCCUCGACGCCGCAGCCAUCGCGUCGUACCCUAAGGUCCCCUUCUACAGCACCGGCGCGGACGCCGAUGCCAUGUGCUCAAUCUGCCUAAGCGAGUACACGGACGGCGAGAUGCUGCGCGUGAUGCCCGACUGCAGGCACAGGUUCCACGUCGUGUGCCUCGACGCCUGGCUGCGCCGGAACGCGUCGUGCCCCGUGUGCAGGUCCUCGCCCAUCCCCACGCCGGUCGCCACGCCGCUGGCGACACCGCUGUCGGAGCUCGUGCCGCUCUCGCAGUACGCCGCCGAUCGGAGGCGCAGCAGGUGACGGACGCAUUGGUGCAAUUCGGUGCUCUUAAACAGUGGAGUACUAUAUUACUCUCUCUUUUUUUUAAUCCUUUUACGUUUAAGGGUAUAAAGCUGUGUAUUGCUUGAUUGGUCAGGUGGGCUUUACCGGAGGUUAGACUGUAGGUUGUGCUUAGGAUAUUUAGAGAAGGUAAUUGUUUGUUUGAUAUUACUAUAUUACUUCGAGCAAAUUUUGUCAUCUAGAAGUACAUGUCUGAGUAGGGAAUAGUUGUACAUACAUUGUGUUCGUUUUUAUUGCAGAGUUCUUCCUUAUGAUAUUCUAAUGUAUAACUUCCGUUGCCAUUGCCA
Messenger RNA from Oryza brachyantha (malo sina), 1329 nucleotides. Its product is annotated as RING-H2 finger protein ATL67-like. Lineage: Eukaryota; Viridiplantae; Streptophyta; Magnoliopsida; Poales; Poaceae. The transcript has a single exon. Bases 422 to 1003 code for a protein of 193 amino acids. Gene Ontology annotation, biological process: protein ubiquitination. The record is from RefSeq and is a predicted model, not a curated record. Gene Ontology annotation, molecular function: transferase activity.